Molecule: messenger RNA, 763 nt
Organism: Heterotrigona itama
Lineage: Eukaryota; Metazoa; Arthropoda; Insecta; Hymenoptera; Apidae
Source: the annotation of a GenBank genome assembly
AUGUUGCAGUCUCAAGUAACAUUGUUUAUUCUGUUUAUUUAUAUUUAUGAAAUAUCUUCUCUGUCAUAAAUAGAUUCUUAUUUCCCUCGGGAUAAAAAGGUAAUCAACGGUGUCUGUAAUUCAGUUUUGUACGUGAUUACUUGUAACAGUGUUCUAUAAUAAUAUUACAUACAGCACAUAUCUCGACGUGCAGUCCGGCGCCUUAUAAAAGCCGAACCUUCUUCUCAAGCAGCAGAUCACGUUCUCCUUUCCAAGAAGACAUCUUCCAUCUCGAGUUCACAAACCGAAAUCAUCAAAAUGGUGUCUAUCCGCUUCUGUUUUACAAUCAUUGUCGUUCUUUUCGUCGUCGCUGUCACCGUGAACGCUGCCUACAGGAAACCUCCGUUCAAUGGUAGCAUAUUUGGCAAAAGAUCGAACACUAUCACUGAUUACGAAAUCACCAGCCGUGCCAUGUCUUCGAUCUGCGAAACGGUCAGCGAGACAUGCAAUGCCUGGCUGGUACGACAGGACUCCAACUAACGAUACUAAACACGCCAGGAUUCAAUUGGACACGCCGGAUGCUAAUGUACUUAUUAUUCGAUCACUUCAUCAACGUGUAGCCUAUGAUAAUUGUAUUAAUAGUUAAUUCAACAAUCACUCUGAUGCUUUGAGAUUUGUUCCUAUCGUUCAAAUCACUCGUCCUCUUGUAACUAUGUCGCUUAGAUCUCAAUUAAUCUCACUGUGUACAUGUUUCUCAUGUAAUAAAGCCUGACAGUUCCUAAUA